Messenger RNA from Pseudomassariella vexata, 849 nucleotides. RefSeq lists its product as uncharacterized. Bases 387 to 842 code for a protein of 151 amino acids. The record is from RefSeq and is a predicted model, not a curated record. The transcript is spliced from 2 exons. NCBI's taxonomy places the organism in Eukaryota, Fungi, Ascomycota, Sordariomycetes, Amphisphaeriales, Pseudomassariaceae.
AUAUCAUAACCAUUAUCACAGGUAAGUAAGUUCCUCAGUCAAUAGACUUGUACGCACCAAUUGGAUCUUCUUUAGACCUUUGGAGCAUCUGGGAUUCCCAAAAGUUCCUCAUGCGUACGCAUAAGUCUUGUUGACGUCAGGGCUUCCCCUUCGUUCCACACGCUUGAAUUCCUCAUCACUUCAUCACUUCUCAUCCCGUUAUCUUCAAACCAAACCCAAAAUGAAGACGCCACGCAGCAACCUUACCAUCCAGAUUCCCUUCCGGAACCGUGCAACGGCUAGCGCGAACAGCACCGCCUGCCCUUCCAGCUCCGCCUCAAGCAGCGGUUCCGUAGUCAGCCAGCUCAUAUCGAAAUUCGAGCUGCGCAACCAGCUGGCAAACAGCUAUGACAAAUUCGAGGAGCGCACAUUCGCCACCCCGAAGUCGCCACGAAAGAUCCACAAGUCGAAGGCCUACGAAAUGUUCGAUGACGCACUGCAGAGGAACCUGCCCAGCCCGUCCGAGUACGCCGAAUUCUCGGGGAAUCCGUACACGGGCGAGGAGGCAGAUGCGAUUGUGUAUGGUCAUUGAACUUGCCUACUACUCCGCAUCGUAUUACAAGACCGAUUACGGGAAGCCCCUACUUAGUAGCCGGGAGUUAUGCGAAUGUACCCAUCAGAUCGAGAGGGAUGAGGAUGCGGCAUUUAUGUUCCUCACAUCUAGGGAGCUGGUCGGAGAUCGGGAUAUCGUUGACUCUGCCUAUUCCUUACCAGAUGCCCGCCGUGCGGGGGAAAGGGGUGAUGGGUGGGUGGCGAGUAAAAUUAAGCGGUCCUGUGGUGGGUCGGCCGAGGGAAGUGAUUAGUUCGCAG